AUGGCCUCUACCAGGGCCAAUACCGGAACCGGUGACGGCGUCUGGUUCCAAGCCAUAUCAACCACCUCCUGGAAGGUCACAGCCCCCUCAACGACCUCCCCGCCCAAGCCAUGUGCCGUCAAUCUUGGACAACUCCCGCGUGCAAGAUCCCACUCCAGUCUUCCAAUACCAACCCCAAAAUGUAAGGGACUCGGAACAAAGUUUCAGCAGCUCUAUCCCCCCAACCCCCUCGUCCCUCCAAACAGCUUCUUCUACGGCAUCGAUCCCCGACUUUCCACUACCCAUCUCUACCGCGCCUCCGGGCAUCCCUCCUCCUCGAAGGAGCGUGACCUUAGGUCCACCUCCUUCAGCUCGAAGAGUGCCGCCAUGCCCGAGAGCUUCGGAAGUUUGUCCCCUAGCAAUAGUCCUUCAUAUCCCGACCCCUCCUAUGACGAAAUGAUGAGGGCCAAUGGUCAAGAGCGGAACUCGCUUGAUAUGGACGAGAGCCAACUUGUGAGGAGUGCUAGCAUCGGUAAACGGGGCAGGCCGCAUCUCGUUAUGAAUAAAGGGGUGACCGCAGGCGCGGCGCCUAAACGGCCAGGGCCGAACCCGAUUCAGGAUCCAUUCGCGGACGGAACGGGUUACGUAGAAGCGUCGAGUUCCGAAAAUACAGCUACCGCCUCGAAACCCGAUACUCCGCCGAACGCCAUCGUAGCGAAUGCGGUUGGUGCCGCCCAAGCCCGCAGAACACUCUCACCAUCACCACCGCAUGCGCCUUAUAAUCGAUUAUCUGCUAUCCGGCGACCUCCGAGAUUGGAUAUGGAGGCAGUGGAGAGGGCAAAUUCUAGGGGAAGUAUGACGAGUCUCCCGGACCUCAUCAAACGGGCCACACGACUCGCGGCUAUGAUAGACCGGGGCAAACGCCCAGCGAGCCGCUUCGAAGAAUUAGACUUUCCUGAUGAGAAGGCUGCUGGGCGGGAUUCGGAUCGCUAUUCACUAGCUGAUGACCGGCAUCAAUCUGGAUUUUCAGAUAUGUUGGCGGCGUUUCCCCCUCCGGCACAAGCAACUUCGCGUACGAGUCGAGUGGGUAGUUGGUUUAAGAACACCGCUUCUUGGCCUCUACCUCCUAGUCGCGGACAAAUGAACCAACAAACCAGUGUUACCGAUGCACCGCGGGCAAAGAAGUCUUCGUCUUCUUCCUCUCAACAGAAUAAGAGGAGGAAGUUCUGUGGCCUCCCAUUGUGGGGUUUUAUCGUGAUCAUCAUUGUCGUCCUUGGUAUCAUCGCAGCCGCCAUCCUCGUGCCCCUCCAAUUCUUCGUCUUCCGUAAUCUCGGAGGCCCCUUUGGCGAUUCUGCUCUGGCUCAAUGCCGCGAACAACUUACAUGCGAGAAUGGUGGUACCAAUGUCGUAGCACGCAAUGUAUGCUCUUGCAUCUGCACAAAUGGGUUCACUGGCUCCAACUGUACCAUUGCUGGUUCAGCUGGGUGCACGACGACAAGCUUGGCCACCCUAAACCAGUCGCCGGGCAUUGAUAACGUCACCCUUGGACAGGCGAUCCCGCGCCUAAUUUCGGAUGCUCAGGGCAACUUCUCCGUCCCCCUCUCCGGCACCGAAAUUCUUGCUCGUUUUAAUUCCGGGAGCCUUUCCUGCACUGCCCAAAACUCUCUCGUAACAUUUGACGGUCGCUCCGCAAGGAACGGUGGGGCACAAGCCAGCGUCCUAGGUGCAGCUGUUGAUGGUGAUGCCGACGAUGCUGCCGUUGUGGGCGCCGCUGCCGCUGUCGCUGUAUUUGUUGCAGUGGAGGUUAUCACCAUCAUACCCAACCCGGUAAACGCGGCCUCCGGUUCGUCAAUUGCCGGAUUCCAAACAAUUCCGGUGGUUACGACAAUCUCCAGGACUCUCAUCAAUACACUCACAAACAGGAUCCCUGGCACGACGACAACCACAGUUACCACAACGCUUCCGCCGACUGCGACAAGCAUGCCCAUGUCGACCUCGUUUGUGGUUUCGGAAGAUGUGUUGGACUUUGCACGAGUUGCGGUGCUUUUUAUCCUCCAGGAGGACGGCAUCUCGGACGCUUCACGCGCCCAGUCGGUGCUGCAGCGCUUCUUCACAACAUCGAAUUCUGCCAACGGCCGUGGCACUACGCUGACAACAGACGCGGCGUCGAACGUUGAUCUCGGGAACGGAAACUCUAUCGACCUGGUCAACUUUCGGGUCAAUGCUGGAUCUGGCCUUACUGGUGGUAGGACCUUUAAGAGAGCACUAGAGCCAGAAGAUGCUGUAGCUCGACCCCCUAUCGUUCCGUGA
Messenger RNA from Scedosporium apiospermum, 2289 nucleotides. RefSeq lists its product as uncharacterized. The coding region runs from base 1 to 2289 and encodes 762 amino acids. The transcript is spliced from 3 exons. The record is from RefSeq and is a predicted model, not a curated record. NCBI's taxonomy places the organism in Eukaryota, Fungi, Ascomycota, Sordariomycetes, Microascales, Microascaceae.